Lingula anatina is the source of this 4303-nucleotide messenger RNA. RefSeq lists its product as uncharacterized. Gene Ontology annotation, molecular function: microtubule binding. Lineage: Eukaryota; Metazoa; Brachiopoda; Lingulata; Lingulida; Lingulidae. The record is from RefSeq and is a predicted model, not a curated record. Gene Ontology annotation, biological process: microtubule cytoskeleton organization; neuron projection development. Gene Ontology annotation, cellular component: neuron projection.
AACAAGGAAGCGAGGGACAUCUCUUUAGUGCUUAAGGACUUCAUAAGUGUAACAAUAGUUACAGAGUUGUCUGUGUACAACUGUUAUCACCAAGUGAGCAGUAGCUGAUCUUCUUGAUUGAAAAAGACAACAUUCUUAGACUGAAGAAAUGACACAAGAGGACAACAUCAGUUGAAGGAAAUUCCAACUCAAUUUGAAAGAGUUCUCCCCUAUGGAUGCUGAUAAUCAACUUAACUUCAAGGUGGAUGUAGAUUGAAACAGAAAACCAGUCAGCACAGUGUUAUAUGAAAACAAUUAGGAACCAUUGUUUUCUAAAACAAUAAAUUUAGUCAAAGACUGAAAUAAAAAAAAUUGGCUGCACUGAAGAAACCAAGUCUGAGGCAGAAGCAGAGACAUUUAACUCAUUAGAAAUUUCUCUCAAGACAGUUUGAAAGAGCAGCUUUGUCUUGAUACCUAAACAGGGACGUUUAUCUCCAACAGCUGUGUACUGUUUACUGUAAAUGUUCUGUCUACAUAAGAUUACAUUAGUUGACUGAGAGCAUAUUAGUCUCACUUGUCCCGAUUAUAGGGUAAUCUUAUAUAUUACUCCACAGGGGAAGAUGAUAAUUUAGUCCUUGGUUUUUUAUGGUACAAUUACAGGUAGAAGAUUAUAGUGAAAGAUGCAUUAGUUCUAAAUACCUGGAAAUAAUCUUACUAUCUAUAUUAAUGAUAAAUAGCAAUGAAGUACCCAUGAAUUACUGCAACAAUUUAUAUAAGGAUACUGCAGGAUGCUGCUAGUAGAUUAUGUAGGAUUUUCAUAAGAAUAGAUUGCUGGGUAACUGCAGGGGGGGAAUUUGAAGAUACCUUUUAAUGAAAGUCAUUUUGUAGUUUAUUUGGAUGUGCCAGUUAAUCAAUAAUGGGGGAUGGGAAAAUCAAUGAGACUUAUGAAAAGGCAUUUAUCACUAUUGCACCUGCUAGAAGACUAAUGGAGAAAUUUGUGCAAAGAGUGUACAUUUAGUUAUACUGUUCUCCCCACCCCAAAAAAAGUCAAUAACAGUGAGGGAAAACAAAUUACAGAAGAAGAGAAAGUAUUGCAGAGAUUUCAUCGUAAAGAAACGUGAACAUUCCAAGUCAUUGAACUUACAACUAAGAGAUCUCACUAUUUAGAUAAACCCUGCUCUUAAAAUGCCAGGGGAAAUUAAUCUGCAGUGUGAAGAAGGGACACCAAAGCAUUAAAUUGACAUUUAGACCAAAGUUGCACAGAACACAGUACAAAUUCCCUCACCAUAUUGACAUUUACCAGGGGAUGAGAGGUAUCCUUGUGUACGUGCUUCUGACUUAUCAAGCACAAGAGGAUUAUCUUAUUUGACUCGAAAGGAUUUAAGCUAUAACCUUUCACAUGCUACUGACCUGACGUCUGGAUAAUUAUCAAAUUAAGAUCAGUUGGAUUAUCACCAAGUUAUCACACGUAAAUAGUGCAGGUAGAGAUUAAGGGUGUGAAUAUACAGUUGUAUGAAACAUUGUGGACAGCAAGACAUGAGGAGCACGACAUGGAAAUUCAUACCUGCUUAAAAGAGUGUUAUUCAUGUUUAUGUACCUCUUGAGGAAUGUGUUUAGGGAACAAAUAACGGAACAUAGAGAAGACAGCAUGUCGUAGCCCAUGGUACUCUUAUCCAAUUCAAAAUAACUUUUUUAUUCGUCGGCUGCAUAUAAGGAUAGAAAUCAAAGAGCAAAAAUGUUUAAUUAAAGGAGGUAAAGCAUUUGGUUUUUGGAUGUGAAAAGGAAUACCAUGAAUUCUGUAAGAACUGGGAGUAACUAGAACAAAAGUGAAAUUUUGAAAUGGAUUUGGAUCUCUAAUGUUUUGGAAAUAUUCUGUGUACGCGAAGGACAACCCAGAGUUGGUGAGGCAUGAAAACAUGAGUCAAAAGACAGCAAAAACUGAGAACCAGUCCACCAAUGGCAGUGGAGAUGAUACAUCGUCUCUCUCUGGUUACAGAUACAUGGUGUAUAGGACCCCGCUGAGGUGGGAAGCAGAGGCAAAAGUGCGUUCCUUGGACAAUAUAAACCAUAAAGCCGGCGGUGGUAAUGUCAGUAUAAUUCACCACAAUACCAAGUGGAAUAAAACUGCCAAAGUCGGUUCAUUGGAUAACUAUCACCAUCAGCCAGGCGGAGGUAAUGUUGCCAUAGAAACCAAUAGUACUGAUUGGAAGUCAAAUGCCAAAGUUGGUUCUCUGGAAAAAUUGAACCAUAAACCAGGUGGCGGCAACUUCAAAAUUAAGAGCGAAAAGCCAUCAUGGCAGUCGGGCUCCAAGGUGGGGUCCCUGGACAACUACCACCAUGAACCAGGGGGUGGGAAUGUACAGAUAGAAGAGAGAACUCUAAGAUGGAGAAAUGAAGCUAAAGUUGGGUCCUUGGACAAUGUAGACCAUGUUCCUGGAGGGGGCCAGGUUAAAAUUCAAAGUAGAAAACUAAAGUGGCAAACGGAAUCAAAAAUUGGCUCAUUGGACAAUAUAUCCCAUUCACCAAGGGGUGGAGACAUUAAGAUUGAGGACAAAAAACUUAACUGGACAUCAAAGUCAAAAAUUGGUUCUUUAGAAAAUGUAGAUCAUACCCCUCGAGGAGGGGACAAAAAGAUAGAGAGCAAGAAAUUAAAAUGGAAUGCAGGUUCAAAAAUUGGUUCAUUAGACAAUGUAUCCCACUCUCCAGGUGGAGGGAACAUUAGAAUUGAAGUCAGAAGUUUAUAUUCUGGAAGAGCAAAAUCAAAAGUUGGUUCCCUUGAAAAUGCAAGUCAUAUACCUGGAGGGGGUAAUAUAAAAGUUGAGACUAAAAAAGUAAAGUGGUCUCAAGAAUCAAAAGUUGGCUCUUUAGAUAAUAUUCACCAUAUUCCUGCUGGUGGUAUGACAAAAAUUCAAGAUCGAAGGCUUUUCUGGAGGGGCAAGUCAAAAAUUGGAUCUUUGGAUAAUAUCAGCCAUUCUCCUGGUGGGGGUAACGCUAAAAUUGAGAACCAGAAGCUUGAGUGGAACACUCGGGCCAAAAUUGGUUCUCUUGAUAAUGUGUCUCAUAUUCCAGGUGGGGGGACUUUUGUUAUCCCUGAUUCUAUUCCAAAGUGGAGAAUUGUUUCAAAAGUUGGCUCCCUGGAUAAUGUGGGCCAUAUCCCUGGAGGUGGUGACAAGAAAAUAGAGAACAGAAAACUGCAGUGGAAAAAGGAAUCAAAAAUAGGGUCCUUGGAUAAAAUCUCCCAUGUACCUGGUGGUGGGAAUGUUCAGAUCCAGGAUCAUAAUUUAAAUUGGAGGUAUAAGUCCAAGAUAGGCUCUCUAGAUAACGCUAGUCAUGUACCUGGUGGGGGAAAGAAGAAAAUUCCUAUGAAAAAAGUCAAAUGGACAGCAAAGAGUAAGAUUGCAUCACUUGAGAAUGUGUCUUAUGUCCCUGGUGGGGGAAAUGUUUCCCGUGUUCUUAAUACAAAUAAGCUUUAUUGGGAUGGUGUUCCUCGAACUGAGAGUCCUCCAAAUACCCGUUUAAAAUUCCCACCAAUUGAGUCCCCAUCGCAAAAUAAACAUAAACACAAUGGGAAGACCACAUCAUCUCUUGAAAAAGUUUACCUUCAGUCUAAUGGAGGUAAUGGAAAACUGCCCCAGUUAAAACUUAACUGGAAGGCGACAUCAAAGGUGACAAACAAGAAAGGUGGGGAUAAAGAGGGAAACCAAAAUGUUAACUUUCAAAGUAAAGCUGAGGUUAGUUCUUUUCAGGCUUUGGGUGACUUGUAUCAAAUGGCUUAUUAAGAUGGUACUUGGUACAGGGAGUCUUCUUUGGUAAAGUUUUUUUUUCCCCCGAAGGAUUAGCCCUAUUUAGACCAAUAUUUGCAAGGUAUGUUUGUGUAUUGAAUGGGAGGGGCAGGAUAGGAUAGGACAGUCUGCUAAUCAAAGAUGUUUCAGAUCAAAGAACUGAUUAUGUUUGCAUAUCAAUUAGUGUAAAACUUGAAUUGUAUGAUGAAAUGUUAUAUUGCUCUAGUCAUGUUCAGACUGGGGUACUCACUGAUCAAUGUGACCAGCAUUUUGUACCAUGAUUCAUGUGAAGAAAUUUUUGAUACAAUCAGGUUCUCUCUGUUCUUCAAAAUAUUUAUUUGCUCAAUUCUGAUUAUGCCAAAUGUGUGAAACGACUGUGUGUCUAAAUGCAUUGUGAUUUUUAAAUAUUUGGAAUAAAGUUAGUAUAUUUUUAUAUAUGUAUUGUUUGCUUGUCUUGUAAAAAUAGUGUAUCCCAUUGCUUACAUUGAUUUUCAGAAACAUGAAUUUUCUGCUUGUCAGUAUAAAGUUGAGCAUGGUUUGUU